This is a messenger RNA of Lodderomyces elongisporus, 3186 nucleotides long. It is a transcript of the gene STE23, whose product is annotated as metalloendopeptidase. Lineage: Eukaryota; Fungi; Ascomycota; Pichiomycetes; Serinales; Debaryomycetaceae. The record is from RefSeq and is a predicted model, not a curated record. The transcript has a single exon. Gene Ontology annotation, molecular function: metalloendopeptidase activity; metal ion binding. Gene Ontology annotation, cellular component: mitochondrion; cytosol. Bases 1 to 3186 code for a protein of 1061 amino acids. Gene Ontology annotation, biological process: peptide catabolic process.
AUGCCAGACCUUACCAGCCAGUAUACUAUAGUUGUCGAUGACAGCCAGAUUGAAAAACCAGUCAUUGACGAUAGGAGCUACAGAUUUAUAAAGUUAAACUCUAAUGAUCUUAAAGUCUUGCUCAUACACGACCCGCAGGCAGAUAAGUCAGCAGCAGCUUUGGAUGUCAAUGUGGGAUCGUUUGCAGACAAGCAGUAUGGAAUACCCGGUUUGGCACAUUUUUGUGAACACUUGUUAUUUAUGGGUACUGAAAAAUACCCAAAGGAGAAUGAAUACUCUAAUUACUUGUCAAAACAUUCAGGCCACUCCAAUGCAUAUACUUCGUCGGAACACACGAAUUACUAUUUCCAAGUAGGCUCCAAUCAUUUGGAAGGAGCAUUGGACAGAUUUGCACAAUUUUUCAUCUCGCCUCUAUUCAGCAAGACUUGUAAAGAUCGGGAAAUCAAUGCUGUUGAUUCCGAAAACAAAAAAAACUUGCAAAAUGACGAUUGGAGAUUGUACCAGUUGGACAAGAUGUUUAGUAAUCCUGAUCAUCCGUAUAAUGGGUUCUCUACAGGUAAUUAUCAAACAUUGCACGUUGAACCUGAGCUGCGGGGCGUGAAUGUGCGUGAUGUGCUCAUGCAAUUCCACAAGGACUACUACUCUUCCAAUUUGAUGAGUUUGGUGAUUAUGGGCAAGGAGGAUUUAGAUACAUUGUCCAAAUGGGCAAUUGAAAAGUUUCUGCCCAUCUUGAACCAAAGUCUUUCGGUGCCCUCUUAUGAAGGUCAAUUGAUUUAUAAACAGAGCCAUCACUUGGGCAAAGUUAUCAAGGCAAAGCCAGUCAAAGAAAUGCAUCAGCUUGAGUUGAGUUUUAUGGUUCCAGAUGAUUUGGAAAACAAAUGGGCCAGCAAACCACAAAGUUAUUUCUCUCAUUUACUUGGCCACGAAAGUGAAGGCUCUAUAUUGUAUUAUCUUAAGCACAAAGGAUGGGUAACUGAAUUAUCUUCUGGAAAUAUGAAAGUGAGUCUGGGAAACUCUGUUUACAUGGUCGAAUUCCAAUUAACACCAACGGGUUUGAAGAAUUGGGAGACUAUUGUUGCCACCACAUUUGAAUAUUUGGCUUUAAUUCUCAAAGACGAUCCAAAGAAGUGGAUUUGGGAAGAAAUUAGAAAUAUUUCAGAGAUCAACUUCAAGUUCAAACAAAAGGCAGAUGCUUCGUCUACCGUGUCCAGCAUGAGUAACUCGUUGUACAAGUUUGACAAAUACAUCCCUGCUGAGAAUAUUCUUUGCUCAUCAGUUGUACGCGAUUUCGACCCUUUAGCAAUUAAGAAGUUUGGUUCAUAUCUCAAUCCUGAUAAUUUCCGUAUUACUUUGGUGUCACAGUCUUUUGAUAAUUUAACGCAAAAAGAACCCUGGUACGGUACUGAGUAUGAGAUUGAAGAUGUGCCAAAGAAUUUGAAAAAGAUUAUUGAUAAUCCACUGCCAAAUAAACAUUUGCAUUACCCUGAACCCAACCCUUUCAUACCAACGAAUUUUAACAUAUCGAAAAUAAAAGUGCAAACCCCGCAAACUGCACCAUAUUUGAUUCACCACGACAAUAAGAUGAAUGUGUGGUAUAAGCAAGAUGAUCAAUUUGAAGUACCAAAGGGAACCAUUGAGCUUGUUUUCCAUUUACCAAGCUCGAAUGUUGAUGUUGUCUCGUCAACAAAAUCAGGUGUAUUUACGGAAAUGCUCUCGGACCAGUUGAAUCAAAUCACGUAUUUUGCAUCAUUAGUCGGACUCCGUGUUGGCAUCAAUACUUGGCGCGAUGGUUUUGCAAUUUUCAUCUCAGGUUAUAAUGACAAGUUGCCUAUUUUGCUUGACCAAGUUUUGAAUAAAUUUAUCGAAUUUUCCCCCGACAAGAACAGGUUUGAGCCAAUAAAGUUCAAAUUAUUAAAGGAGUAUAGAAAUUUUGGUUUCAUGGUCCCUUACAAUCAAAUUGGCUCGCACCAUUUACAGUUGGUGAAUGAAAAAGUAUAUGAUUUUGAGGAAAGGAUUAAGGCAUUAGAGCAAUUGCAGUUCCAGGAUGUUGAAAGUUUUAUCAACAAAACUAUUUGGUCUUUAGGAAUUUUUGCAGAAGUUUUGAUACACGGGAAUUUUGACAUUACAACUGCACGCAAAAUCAAGACAUCAGUGUCGGAUCAUAUAUCACGAAUUCCCCCAUUGAUGGAGGAAUAUGAUCCAAGUAAAAUCUAUUUACAAAACUUCAUAUUGCAAGAAGGGGAAGCGAUUCGUUUUGAGAAAGAACUCCUGGAUAAAAACAAUAUAAACUCGUGUAUUGAGUAUUAUUUGCAAUUUAGUCCCAAUAAUGAUGACCCCAAGUUGCGCGUGCUAACAGAUUUACUUGCAACCAUUAUCCGCGAACCGUGCUUUGACCAAUUGAGAACAAAAGAACAAUUGGGAUACGUUGUGUUUUCUGGGGUCAAAAAGGGUCGUACAUCUUUGGGAUUCCGUAUACUUGUGCAAUCUGAGCGUUCAAGCGAAUAUUUGGAAUAUAGAAUUGAAGAGUUUCUUGCCAAAUUUGGCAGUUUUGUGAAUCUGGAAUUGAGUGAUAAGGAUUUCGCCAAAUUCAAACAAGCAUUGAAGGAUAUGAAAUUGCAAAAAUUGAAACAUCUCAAUGAGGAAACCAAUAGAAUAUGGAACUCCAUUACAGACGGAUACUAUGAUUUUGAUGCUAGACAGAAACAUGUUGAUAUACUUGAAAAUAUCACCAAAGAUGACUUUACUCAAUUUUUUAACGCGUACGUUGGAGAUAAAGACUACUCCAGGACUGGUAAACUUGUUGUUCAUUUGAAAUCUGCUAAAGUUAAUAAACCAGCCGAUGCGAAACUUGUGCAAAGUGCUUUCAUCAAUUAUGCAUAUAAGCAUGGUCUUAAAAUUGAACAUGAAUUUAUUGAACAAUUAGCCACCGAUAGUAAUUCUAUACCUGAAGCUAUUGAGAAGUUCUUAGCCGAAAUAAAGAAGCAAAGAAUUGCAGGUGAAAAUUUGAAUUCGGAAGAAGCACACAAACAGAUCAAAGAGGCAAUUGUUAAUCCAGUACCUGCGGAAUAUCCAAAGGGCAAACCAGUUUCAUCAAUUAAACAAUUUAGAUUAGAGCACAAGUUGGGUGGAAUACCUAAACCAGUUUGUGAUUUAUCUAAAUUUAGCUAUGAACAGUCACAUUUAUAG